This is a messenger RNA of Penicillium alfredii, 309 nucleotides long. RefSeq lists its product as uncharacterized. Bases 1 to 309 code for a protein of 102 amino acids. The transcript has a single exon. The record is from RefSeq and is a predicted model, not a curated record. NCBI's taxonomy places the organism in Eukaryota, Fungi, Ascomycota, Eurotiomycetes, Eurotiales, Aspergillaceae.
AUGGCGCCCUCGCGGUGGCCCCUAUUCGGGUUUAGCGCCAUCCCUGGCCGCUUUUACCGUCCCAGCGAUCUGCCAUCCAUCUAUAAAGCACCGCCCUCCCCACCUGGACUCAACGACGCACCUUUCUCUUCUUUUUCCUCCUUUCCCCUUUCUUUCUGGCCUCCACUGACCCCCCUGCGCACCGGAGUGCCCUGCACAUGCACUGCCCCUUUCAUUUCGCUGCGGAAUGGCCGCGCCAUCCGACGCUCAGGCCGUGCGGCCAACGUGGACAGCGAGGCGAUUCGGUCGCCCACCAGCCUGGAUAUCUGA